Columba livia (rock pigeon) is the source of this 4403-nucleotide messenger RNA. It is a transcript of the gene PGAP6, whose product is annotated as post-GPI attachment to proteins 6. The transcript is spliced from 13 exons. Gene Ontology annotation, cellular component: membrane. The record is from RefSeq and is a predicted model, not a curated record. Bases 88 to 2391 code for a protein of 767 amino acids. Lineage: Eukaryota; Metazoa; Chordata; Aves; Columbiformes; Columbidae.
GGGCAGCCGGCGGAAGCGGCGGUGGCGGCGGCGAUGGCGCUGCGGGGCGGGCGGCGGGCGGCGAUGCCGGGAUAGCGCCGGGCGGCCAUGGCGGGGGGAGCCGGCCCGCCGCCGCCGCUCCUCCUGCUGCUGCUGCCGCUCCUGGCGCUGCCCGCCGGCCGCGCCAACCGCACCGGCCCCGAUUCCCUGUACAUCUCCGAGUACUUCUCUCAGAGCGCCCAGAAGCUGUCCUUCUACAGCUGGUACGGGAACGCCAAGCUCUUCCACUUCCAUGUGCCAGAAGACACCGUGCUGCUCCGCUGGCUGCUGCAGGCGUCCCGGGGGAGAGGACCCGAGUGCACCAACAUGGAGAUCACAGUGCAUUUUCGCUACGGAGCCCCUCCUGUAAUUAAUCCACUGGGCACUCAUUUUCCUGCAAAUGCAACCGUCCGUCCUUCCUAUAACAUCAGCAUCACUCUGAGCGGUGCUGUGCAAAACACCACCUUUGUGAACGUCACCACCCCUGCAGCUGGAGACUGGUUCAUCGCUGCCCAUCUCCCCGAGGCUGCUGGCAGGAUUGAAGUGAAAGGUUUCUCCACUCCAUGCCACUAUGUGUUCCAGGCAGAUAUGUUUGUGCUCAGACUCGCUGAUACACCUGUUCUGGAGCCUGGUGUUCCCACGCUGCAAACCGUUGUCUCCCCUGCGAAGCCUCUGCAUGUGAAGGUCUUUGUCCCCAAGCACGCCUCAGGGAUGCGGUUUGAGCUGCGAAGGUGCGUGACCAGCGAGCAGAAAGCGUGCACUGUGCGGGUAGUGCUGGGCUCCAUCACGCUGCCCCAGUCCUUCCAGAAGAUUGUCACCUGCACGGGGACUGUCAACUGCAGCCUGGCCCUGCAUUCACCCCCCUGGGAGAAGUGGCUGCAGAUCAUGGUGGAGAGUCUGGGUGCUGCCAAUGCCAGUGUGUCGGUGGAGAUGCUGGCUUCUUUCACAGCUUGCAGACCGGGAAGCACCAGUUCAUUUCUGAACUUCAGCAGCCUAAACCAGAGCCAAGCUGGUCCCAGACCAGGCAGCGCAGGAGCAGCGGGGAGCUCCGCUCUCUCUGCUGGAGAGGCUUCUCGCAAUGUGUCCCACCAGAGGAGCUUCUGCCUGCAGAACCAGCCCGUCGUGCGUGAGGACCUGGAUGUGGUGUCUGUGCGCUACAGGCUCUUGAAUGGCCCCACCGUGCCCGUGAACUCCUUCUCCCCAACCCUCGUCCUCCUCAACCUGAACACUGGCAUGGACAGCGGGGGUACCCUCGUGGUCAGUCUCCUGCUGAACAAGACAUCCGUGAGCCUGGCCAAUGCCACCGUGGUGGCGUGUGUGAGUGCUGCGUCACCGGUGCUGUCCCUCAAUGCCACCCAGAACUGCAGCACAGCUUUUUUCCAGGGCUACCCUCUGAGUGUGAACGCAUCCUCAGCAGAAGCGACGGUGAUUGUCCUGUACCCACAGACGGACAACUGGUUCCUCUCCCUACAGCUCGUCUGCCCCAAGGGCCAGGGUGAAUGUAACGCCGCAGAAGCCAAAGUGACCGUCUUCGCAUACCUCACCCCCUGCUUCAAUGACUGUGGGCCCUACGGCCAGUGCAGCCUCCUGAGAAGACACGGCUACCUCUACGCUGGCUGCAGCUGCAAGGCAGGUUGGGGCGGGUGGAGUUGCACAGACGAUACCAAGGCCCAGUCUGUCGGUGCACAGAACCUGGCUACCCUCCUGCUCACCCUGAGCAACUUCAUGUUCCUGCCAGCAAUAGCAGUUGCUGUCUAUCGCUACUACCUGGUGGAGGCCUCCGUCUACACCUACACCAUGUUCUUCUCCACGUUCUACCACGCGUGUGACCAGCCAGGCAUCGCGGUGAUGUGCAUCAUGGACUACGACACACUACAGUACUGUGACUUUUUGGGCUCCGUGGUGUCCAUCUGGGUGACGAUCCUGUGCAUGUCCCGGGUGAAGAAGAUUCUGAAAUACGUCCUUUUCAUCUUGGGGACCCUGUUAAUUGCCAUGUCCCUGCAGCUGGACCGCAGAGGGGUGUGGAACAUGAUGGGUCCCUGCCUCUUUGCCCUUGUCAUCAUGAUUGCAGCGUGGGUUCACCACGGGGUGAAGCGCAGACACUGCUACCCCUCCUCGUGGAAGCGCUGGGUUUUCUACCUCCUCCCAGGGAUCACCUUGGCUUUCAUCGCCAUCUCGGUGUAUGCAUUCAUGGAAACCAAUGAGAACUAUUACUACACCCACAGCAUCUGGCACGUGCUGGUGGCUUGCAGCGUUGCGUUCCUGCUUCCUCCUCGGGACAAGCAUAAGAAGCCCUGGGCCUGGUCACAGAAGCUGACUUGUCGCUAUCAGAUCUGCCAGAACGACCGCGAGGAGCUCUAUGCUGUGACCUGAACCUGCUCAGCUCCCCGUGGCAGAGGUGGAGGGCUGGUGGGGUUGCUCUUUGCCUGGGCUGCCCCUCUCUCACACAUCAGCCAUCCUCUUACAUGCUCAUUCACUGGCCAGGGGAGCACGGCAUGGACCUGGUUUAAAGAUGAAGAUGGUGGGCUUGUCUUGUGAAGAUGAGUCUGAGGCCACCUCUGCUUUUCUACUGGGAUGGGGCAGGUUCUUUGUGGUUCUACAUCAAGGAAUAGCCCGUCCUUCACCUCCCUGUGGCCCGGGGGGAAAUCACCAACCCUUCUCCUCCUCCUGCUGCAUCCAUGAGGCUUGUGCUUAGCCUACGCUGAGCUGGAGCCAGGGUGUUGGCUGCUGGGCUCUUCCCUGCACCCCUGUCCUAGCAGAGGGCUGGGGGGUGGGGAUUUCUCCUGCCAUCCUGCAAUCAGCAUUUGAACCCAAGAGAAGAACAGGUUUCUUCUGAUCUGGGGUGCAAAUGCUGCCGCACACCCUUGGUGCUGAUGAGGAGGGAGGAAGCUGCUCUUGGUGUGUGCUGGGCCCAUGGCUGCUGUCAAAACGGGGGUCUGGACCCACUCUGCCUGUGAAACAGGUGGUGCUGCUCGGACAUGGUCCAGAUUCUGCGGGGACAAGGACAAGGCCAGGACUUGGCAUGAAUGUGAAAAAAAAAAUGCAGGGACGUGCAAGAGGCAUUGGCAGCAUCUCACCCGGAGCUGUGAAACCCACAGCGGCACAGGGUUUAGUCUGAGUGUAACAUUAGCUCUCUUAGCUCAUCUGGAAGGAGCCAGGCUGCUGCACCAGGUCCCUUCCUCUCUUGAUGUUCAGGUAUUCGCCAUCUUCCUCCCUUUUACGGGAUCGGUGUGUGCGUGGCUGUGCCUGGGCUCUGGUCCAGGGUGACGUCCGAGCUGCCCCCCAGCUCCUCCAGCCUGCUGUGCCACGGGGCUGGACGUGCUGGGGAGUCACGGCCAAGCUGAGGCCACCAGCAAUGUCCCGGCCUGCCAGGGACAUGGCCACAGGCUCCCCGGGUGGCUGCGGGCUCCUUGGACGUGUCUGUCUUGCCUCAGCCUUGCUACAGGGCAUGCAGAAAGCAAAGGCAGAAACUUGGCAGCCAGGCAAGUUGUCUUUGCUCAUCCUUAAUCUCUAGAUAAGGGCUCACAUACAUUGUUCCUGCUGGUUUGUUCGAGCUGUGGUCAGUGAGGUGUGUGUGCUGCUGCCUGUGCGCAGAGCCCCUCAGGUGACUUUGGGGAGGAAAGAGUUAUUAAUGAAGGACGUGCCUCCUCGUUUGUAGGAAACAGGGUCAGUUCUUUGCAUUGAGAAGCGCCCAGCUUUCUGCUCAGCUCUGCACUUUAUCCCUCUCCCUCCCCAUCCGCUGCAAACUCCGACUUCUAAGCAGACGCAGGACGAGCGAAGGGCGCUCACCUGCACCCAGCGAUGCCGUCACCCUCGUUCCCCGUCUUUCCUUUUGCUGCUGCCGUCCACGACGCCGGCAGCAUGGCAGGAGCGGGGGACACGGGGCCCUCAGCUCUUCCUUGAACUUUUAUCACUUUUAGGCACUUUUUGCCCCCCUCUCAGUUUGCACAGCGGCGUUGCAGCCCCAGCCCUGUGGCAGGCGACUGCUGCUCCUCCAGCCGUGCCAGGCUGCCGGUCUGGCCCGGUGCUGCCGGUUACCGGAGAAAGCAAUAAUUCAAUGAUUCCUGCUGGGGAUUUUCCUUCAGUGGCUUCUGUGCUGCAAAGCAGGAGAAGCUUUGGGGUGAGAAAUCCCACUAACAUGAUUGUUUAUUUUGUAUUUGAUCGUUUAUUUUGUGUUUGAUUGUUGAAAUUCUGCUUCCCCCCACCUCCCCACGAAGGUUGUGUUAGGUGCCUGGGGGAGCUUUUGGGUAAAAUCUGAGCAAAUGUCUAGGGGGGGGGAAAAAGGUUAAUUUUGUUUUUCUUUGCUGUUAAUACCUGUGAUUAUUUUAUACGGUAAAUUUUAAAGCUUACGGUUUUAUAAUUUAAUAAAGGUACUUGAGGGCAAA